Molecule: messenger RNA, 204 nt
Organism: Meloidogyne enterolobii
Lineage: Eukaryota; Metazoa; Nematoda; Chromadorea; Rhabditida; Meloidogynidae
Source: the annotation of a GenBank genome assembly
AUGUCAAAAAUUAUUGAGUUUUGUGGGGAUGAAUUGCCAGCUCAAUUAAUGUCAGCAAAUAAUGUUUUGACAUUAACUUAUGUUUUAAAAAGUGCAUUAAUUGGGAGAGGAAUUAACCAGUUUUCUGAUAAUAAUGAAGAAAGUGAGGAAAGUAAGGAGGAUAGGGAGCAUCAUUAUGGAUGGGUAAUUUUAAAUUUUUUUUAA